Molecule: messenger RNA, 1324 nt
Organism: Sinocyclocheilus rhinocerous
Lineage: Eukaryota; Metazoa; Chordata; Actinopteri; Cypriniformes; Cyprinidae
Product: sorting nexin-8-like
Exons: 11
Coding region: 185-1309 (374 amino acids)
Biological process (GO): intracellular protein transport; early endosome to Golgi transport
Cellular component (GO): early endosome membrane
Molecular function (GO): phosphatidylinositol binding
Source: RefSeq, a predicted model, not a curated record
GGAGUUAUACAGCCACAGUCAGACGUUAAGCAUGAAAAGGGCAGUCGAGGUGUGAGCCAAGGUCUUUUUGGGAUACUGAAGAUAGCUUCAUACACAUCGGCAAUCUUACCUGUGUAUAUCAGUGUUCAAUCAAAACUUGAGGAUCACCUGAAAUCACCCAUUGCCCCAGUGACAAGGUGCGAAAAUGCAUCUAGGUCAGCAAAACCCUGUGGUGGAUGGGCUAUCCUUAAAGGAACUGGGUGUGCUGGUGGAGAUAGAGCUUCGAAGGAAAGGACUGCCAUUUCUCAAAUAUGUGGAGUACCGUAUUGUUAGCAAGUGUUUCCAGAUCCCGGUUCAGCGCAGGUACAGUGAUUUUGAGGUGUUCCAUGGUCUGCUGCUGCAAAAGUUCAUCUACAGGAUGGUCCCGCCUCUGCCCCCCAAACGCAUCCUUAAAGGAGUUUUGAACUCAUUGUCAGACCGAGAGUUCAAUGAUAGCCGCCGCCGUGGUCUACAAAGGUUUAUGGCCUUGGUGAUUAGACAUCCAGUCCUGGCAGGAGAUGAGCUGGUCAACAUCUUUCUGUCAGCAAGCAGCGCGGAGGUUCAAAAUAUGCUGCGUGAUGCAUAUAAAAAGACAGGUGAUGAGUUUCUGACCUCCCAAAUGGCCUUGCAUGGCAAGGUGUACCUACCUGAGGACAUACAGACCCAGGCUGCCGCUAAUCGAGAGGUCAUUGCAAAUAUCCACAGCAGCUUCAAUAAACUCAGAGAUGUAGCGGAGUGCAUGGCUCAGCGUUCAUGGGAGAACUCAACAGAUCUGCUCAUGUUUGGCAAAGACCUGAGUGAACUGGGCUCGGACACAUCAGACCUGCCAAUGAAUGCUACAAUGAGCAAAGUAUGGAAAACACAGAGAAAGUCACUUGUAGAGCUGUCAGGAGAAUUUGGUCUUCUCGCCGACAAAGCUGCACACCAGGGCAGCAGAGAGGAGGAUGAGGUGGUGGAGAAACUGAACCUCCUCCUUGAACAGCUGCAGUCAUACAGAGACUUGUGUGAUCGUCAUGACAGUGGUGUGUUACUAGAGCAUCAGAGAGCAUUUGAAAAGCGCAGCGGGCCUGUGGCUACACACUUAAAGUACCAGAACAGCAUCGAGCAACCAGAGUCUCGACUCUCACAGCAGGAGAACACAAUUAUCACCAUGGAGAUGAGGAGCUAUUUCUCCCUUUUGUGUCUGCAUCAAGAAACCCAGCUGGUCUUCACCUAUCUGCCUCUUGUGACUUCAAUACUGGGGACAUUUGUCCACUCACAAAUACAAGGACACAAAGAGGUGUGUUUCUAAUAGCUCUAUUACUUC